AGGGCCUCCGCUGAGGUUGAAUAUGAGAGAAUGACACGAACAAGUCGUCUACUGCUCUCACUUUACCCAGACGCCAAACACAUGUAUGUUUCUGCGCUUCCUAUGCCAUGCUGACAAGGCUAGUAUCCGUGGGACAACGUCCAUGCAUGAGAACAUUGCAUGCUACGAACAUCUUACUGGUAGAGACGCCUCCCUCCGCGAAUCAGACACGGCACGUCGCGUCUAUGAGGAAGAGCGUAUUCGUUCUCCGCAUGCGCGCUUGGCAUUCAUGGAAACGUUCAAGUAUUCAGAUGCACGACCUGAUUCUAGUAAAGAUGGUCGUCACUACUCUCGCGUUUCUUUUGCUGGUAUUGCAGAGGAUGCGGUGUAUGAUCAACGACCGCGAAUUGGAGAAUCGGACAUGUGGUUCGUAGAUCUCAUGUUUGAGAUAUGGGCACAGAGUGUUUGAAUUCAGCGAGUAAUUGCUCGGGUGUCGGAUGAUUGCGGCCAAACAUUCAGGGGUAUCUAACAAAUUUGCGAGGAACGCGCGAAGAAAUUCUUGGUUGUUUCAAGCAGUGACCUGCCUUACGAAACAAG
This is a messenger RNA of Protomyces lactucae-debilis, 576 nucleotides long. RefSeq lists its product as uncharacterized. Bases 108 to 413 code for a protein of 101 amino acids. The transcript has a single exon. The record is from RefSeq and is a predicted model, not a curated record. NCBI's taxonomy places the organism in Eukaryota, Fungi, Ascomycota, Taphrinomycetes, Taphrinales, Protomycetaceae.